ACUCGGUUUUGUUCACUGUAACCGCUAAGAAUACAAAGUUUACAGUUUUCACUGCGCAAAAUUGGUAUCGGUAUUCUUUUACGGCUGUCUGCUUCAAAUUUUACCAAUUAACUUAUGGUGUUGCUUAAAUUAUCUAUGUUUUUGUAUUCAGAUUAAAUGAACUAUUAAUACAUAUCAUAACAAAAUGCGAAGUUUUGAAUUUUUCUUAUAUUGACUGUAUUUUAAAGCGUUAUAUUGCCAUAACAAUGUCAACAAACAUCGUCGAUAUUAUUGGUAGUAAAGUUAAAAAGAAACAUUUUAAGCCAAAGCAUCAAAAAGCUAAGGUGUUUCGUGCAAAUGAACCACUUCUUAGCGUUUUCAUGUGGGGCGUAAAUCAUACCAUAAGUGGCUUAACUCAUGUUAAUGUUCCAAUAAUGUUGAUGCCUGAUGAUUUUAAAGCCUUCAGCAAAGUGAAAGUUGACAACCAUUGUUUUAACAAGGAAAAUAUGCCCAGCCAUUUUAAAGUCAAAGAAUAUUGCCCAUUAGUUUUCAGAAAUUUAAGAGAAAGAUUUGGUAUCAACGAAACAGAUUACAUAAAUUCUUUGACCAAGUCUCAACCUAUACCUAUUGAUUCGGACAAGAGUAAACUUUAUGAGUCAUGGGAUAAAUUGUUUGUCGUAAAAUCUUUACAGAGUGAAGAAAUUGAAUUUAUGCAUACCUUGCUGAAACAUUAUCAUCCGUAUAUUGUUGAGAAACAUGGGAAAACCCUCCUUCCUCAGUAUCUUGGAUUGUAUAGAGUGACUGUUGAAGGGAAUGAGACAUACCUAGUAGUCAUGAGAAAUAUAUUUUCAGGAACAACAAAGAUUCAUUGUAAAUAUGAUAUAAAGGGGACCUCUGUUGAUAGAGAAGCCAGUGCAAAGGAAAAGACUAAGGAAAUGCCAACUUUAAAAGACGGAGAUUUUAUAAAUGAUGGCUGUAAAUUGUAUGUGGGACCAGAACACAAAGAAAAAUUGCUGGCAAUGCUAUCAGCUGAUACAGACUUCCUAGCUUCACGUGUUCAUUUGACUGACUAUUCGGUAUGUCUUGGAAUCCAUGAUUGUGAAGCUGAUGAAGAAGACAGCAAAGAUUCAGACAUUGAAGAGGAGGAAGAAGGAAGUGAAGACUCAACAACUGUUGUCCCCACACCCCCUGAGUCCCCUCGAAUUAUAACAUUCAUGGAGGAUAGCAAAGAAUUUAAAUUACCUGUUGAUCCAUAUGCUUUUAGAAGUUCUGAAGAUUCUCCCAGAAAGGAACUUUAUUUCAUUGGAUUAGUGGAGAUAUUGUCACAUUAUGGCACAAGAAAGCGCACUGCCACAAUCAAUAGUACUCAACCUGAACAUUAUGCUAGACAUUUGGUUGAUUUUAUGGCUAAAGCCAUGCUGUGAUUAUUUUUGAGGCCUUAAUAUUUCUUCUUUGCUUUUGCUCUACUACACUUUUACUCAGAAGAUGAUUGUGUCCUUUAUAUCCUGAUGUUCAACCGAGCCUUUCAACUAAGUUUAUUAUCCUUUAGUUCAUCAUCUGAAAAGUUACUGUGCGUUUUGUAUAAAAUUUUAUUCAUAUCUUAAAGCAACUUUACUACAAAUUAAAAAAAAAAAUCUUUUAUAAUUUCUUCUAUAUAUAUUUUCUUUAAUAAAAUGUCUUUUGGAUGUAAAAUAUGAUAGAGUGAAGAAUGAUGCAGACAAGUAUCUUUUAUUGACACAAACACUUUUGGUUUUGAAUUGGGUUUAAUGUUGAUAUCAAAAUUUAUGUAUGUUGUAAUAAUAUUUAUUGCUCAAAAGGUUGUUUCUUGUUUGUAUGACUGUAUAAGACUAAAAAGUAUUUUCAAUUUUCCAUGACAUUUUGUUUUGAAGAGGCAUUACAUAAAUAGUCUUAGAAAAUUCUAAGCUUUCUUUUUAAAAAAAACUAUAUUAAAUGUAGAUGCAAAAUUUUACAGUUAAAUACAAUGUAUCAUUCUACAUUUUGUAAGUACAUCACUGAAUUUUAUCAAAUGUAAGAUAAACUGCAUAAACUAAUAUUUAAUACUAUUGAACUAAUUAAUAACAAAAGUGCAAUAGCAUAAUUGAGGGUACAAUAUAAAGCACAACAACUUCCAACUAUUCACGCUAAAAAGCUGAUUCUAUUCAGAAAAUCUAGUUACCUCACCUUGGAAAUUGGUUUUUACUGGAAACAACACACUGGAAUUGUGAGGUGUAAUUUGGUAUUUCAAAUAAAAUAAAAAAAUUUUGUUGGUAUUUUGACACUUUUCUUGUUCAUACUAUUUGGCAUUAUGCAUAAAAAACUGCACUUAAAAAUCUUUUAGUAUAGUGUCUACAAAUUAUCUUUUUAACCUGCAGAUAGAAAGUAAAAAUUUCUAGCCACUAUCUUCUCUGCAAAAAAUCAGUCUAUCUAUCUCAUAGGUGAUGGAAUUAAAAUACACAUUCACAUUAGCUCUCUAAAUUUCACACAUAAGAAGAAAAAAAAUUCUUAUGUCCGCUAAAUAUUUACAAACAAAUUUUUUUUCUUUUCUCUUUCUUGUUUUCAUUGAUAAAUUUAAAUUGAUGAUUAUUCAUAAAAAUUUUCUUUAUUUGUUUAAAAUAUUGAGGGAACUUUUAGAGCUUUCUAAUUAUUGAAGGGACAUAUACCCUCUCCCCCUCACUAAGAAUAUCCAUGUUAUUAAAUAAGAGAAUACAAGAGAACAAUUCCCUAACUUGUGUGAUAUCUCCACAGAGUUGAGAAACCAAAUGUAGAAUGAUAUCUGUAUGUCACCAAUCCUGAUCAUGCUUGAAUUUUGUGUUUUUGGAAUUAAAAACUAGAUUGUACUUUGAGGCCAUGAUAGACAACUAGCACUAUGAGUGGAACAAAUAAUAAAACAAUCCUCUUUUUACAAAAAAGGUUUUAACACCCCCCCCCAAAAAAAAAAAAAAAUUCAACCCGCUUUUUUUGCCUGUCUAUAAUCUGACAACAGUGCAAUAAAACCUAAAUUUUGUAUACACUCAAAGUAUCCUAUUUGAACUUUGCUUAAUAAACUUUGAUUGAACUCCUUGCAACCUGUUCCCCUCUAUAACUGCCCAUGUCACUCUUUUUCAUGAUUUAAUUCCUAUUUUUGAAAGAAAAAAUAAUAAUUUCUAGAUUGUGUUUCUAGGAGUUUGUUUGGUGAUUAGUCAACUUAUAGAGGGUAAUUAGCCAAAAAUAUCUUAAUGUUUUUUUCUUGUUGUUGAUUUUGAUUUGAUUAAAAUUUACCAGUCAUGUU
Molecule: messenger RNA, 3247 nt
Organism: Parasteatoda tepidariorum (common house spider)
Lineage: Eukaryota; Metazoa; Arthropoda; Arachnida; Araneae; Theridiidae
Product: phosphatidylinositol 5-phosphate 4-kinase type-2 alpha
Biological process (GO): phosphatidylinositol phosphate biosynthetic process
Cellular component (GO): plasma membrane
Molecular function (GO): 1-phosphatidylinositol-4-phosphate 5-kinase activity; 1-phosphatidylinositol-5-phosphate 4-kinase activity
Source: RefSeq, a predicted model, not a curated record